Molecule: messenger RNA, 998 nt
Organism: Brassica napus (rape)
Lineage: Eukaryota; Viridiplantae; Streptophyta; Magnoliopsida; Brassicales; Brassicaceae
Exons: 2
Coding region: 167-730 (187 amino acids)
Source: RefSeq, a predicted model, not a curated record
UUUUUAUGAUUAUUUAUAAUCAAAAUCCUAAUUAGGAUUGCAACAAAUCUCGUGUGUGCGUGGCUGUAUAUAUAUAUAUAUAUAUAUAUAGAGAACAUUCAUUAUUAUCUCAAUCAUCACAACUAAAGUUUCUCGAUCUUCUUCUCCAAUCAGUCAAUCGUGCAUAAUGACAAGCACACAAAGUAGUCGAAGAGGAGGAGAGGACGUCUGCUCCUGCAUUCUUAUUUUUUUGGUUUUUGCUUUUAUUGCUGCUAUGAUUGCUUUUGUAGUGAAAUCAGCAGAAUCUCACGCGCCGAAUAUAGAAGUAGCUUCUAUGGAUUUCACGGUAAAUUGGGAUUUAUUGAUAAGGCGUCCUGACUAUCUUCUUGGUGAUAGCAAAUGUCCUCAAGGAGACAUUCAAGCUUCCUUGUUUUACAAGGAUCUUACCCUAGCUACCUCGUCCACGCAAAGGUACGAAUAUCUCAACCACAAGUCGCCUCAGCUACUUAGGUUUUCAGCUACCGUCUCUGAAAAAGAUAUCCGCGGUUUGGUUGGACAAAACAUUAUCAAAGAUAUCAAAGAAAAGAGUGAAGUGAGGUUCGGGUCUCGUGUUUUUCUUGCACGUUGUAUAGAAAAUUCGACAAGAGUUUUCAGCUACAAUUGUGAUGAAACGACGUUGAGGUUCGAUCCAGGUUCUAACAUGAAGGCCAUUAUUGCGUCUAGGAACAACCCUACAUGCCGUUUGGGUUAGCAGAGAUUUGAUUUUUCUUUAUGAGUCGGACAAUUUUUCACAGAAGUUGUGUUUAGUAAGGAUUUUAAACGAGUUUAUAUGUUCAUUAACAAUUUAUAUUAUUGUUAGAAUCUCUACACAUGCUCGUCAUGGUCAUCUUCUAUGUUAGUAUGUCUCAAGAGUUUCGAUUUUUUUCCACAAGGAUUUGCGUUCGGAAAACGCUUCACAAAUUUUAUAAGUCUCUUGUUAAGGAAGUAACCUAAUACUUAGUGGAAACAAGGAAACAACA